CGGAGCCGCUCCCAGCCCAGCCCAGCCCAGCCCAGCCCGGCCCGGCCCGGUACGGACGGGAACGGCGGCGGCUCCGGGGCUCGGCGGCGGCUCCGGUGCUCACCGGGAUGGGGGGACACGGGGACAACUACUACGGCAAACACGGAACACCACAGAAGUAUGACCCGACUUUCAAAGGCCCCAUCUAUGACAGGGGCUGCACGGACAUCGUCUGCUGUGUCCUGCUGGUGGUGGCCAUCGUGGGCUACGUGCUGGUCGGCGUGGUGGCCUGGACCCACGGAGACCCCCGCAAGGUGAUCCACCCCACGGACAGCCGCGGGCAGUUCUGCGGGCAGCAGGGGACCCCCAACGAGAAAAAACCUUUCCUUUUCUACUUCGACAUCGUCAAGUGCGCCAGCCCCUUGGUGCUGCUGGAAUUCCAAUGCCCGACCACGCAGAUUUGCGUCAGUAAAUGCCCGGAUCGCUACAUGACCUACCUGACGGCUCACGGCAACGCCGCGGCGCUGGAAUAUUACCGGAAUUUCUGCAGCCCGGAGUUCAGGAACUCGCGGAAGGCUCCCGUGGAGGUGCUGAAGGACAAGGAGUGUCCGGCCAUGCUCAUUCCCAGCACGCCGCUGGCACGGAGAUGUUUCCCGGCCAUCCAGGCCAAGAAAGGCGUCAUCAUGGUGGGCAACGAGACCACCUACGACGAUGGCCAGGGGCGCCGCAGGAACGUCACCGAGCUGCUGGAAGGCGCCAAAAAAGCCAACGUGGUGCUGGAGACCCGUCAGCUGGCCAUGAAGAUCUUCGAGGAUUACACCGUGUCCUGGUAUUGGAUCAUCAUAGGUUUGGUCAUCGCCAUGGUGGCCAGCUUGAUCUUCAUCGUCCUCCUGCGAUUCCUGGCCGGGAUCAUGGUCUGGGUGAUGAUCGUCAUGGUGAUCCUGGUGUUGGGAUACGGAAUCUUCCACUGUUACAUGGAAUACUCCAAAUUAAAAGGGGAAGCGGGGUCGGACGUGUCCCUGACGGAUCUGGGCUUCCAGACCGAUCUCCGCGUCUACCUCCACCUGCGGCAGACGUGGCUGGCGUUCCUGAUCAUCCUGUGCGUGCUGGAGCUGGUGAUCGUCCUGCUGCUCAUCUUCCUCCGCAAGAGGAUCCUCAUCGCCAUCGCGCUCAUCAAGGAGGCCAGCAGGGCCGUCGGUCACGUCAUGUCCUCGCUGCUGUUCCCCUUGUGCACCUUCUUCCUGCUGUGCCUCUGCAUCGCCUACUGGGCCAGCACCGCCGUCUUCCUGUCCACCUCCAACGAGGCCGUUUACAAGGUGUUCAACGAGUCCGCGUGCCCGUUCUCCGGGCACACCUGCAAGCCCGAGACCUUCAACACCAGCAACGUCACCAAGCUGUGCCCCGACGCCCAGUGCCUCUUCGCGUUCUACGGCGGCGAGACCGCCUAUCACAAGUACCUCAUCGUGCUCCAGUUCUUCAACGUCUUCAUGUUCUUCUGGCUCGCCAACUUCGUCAUCGCGCUGGGCCAGGUGACGCUGGCGGGCGCCUUCGCCUCCUAUUAUUGGGCCUUCAAGAAACCGGACGACAUGCCGGCCUUCCCGCUCUUCUCCGCCUUCGGCCGCGCGCUCCGGUACCACACCGGCUCGCUGGCCUUCGGCUCGCUGGUCCUGGCCAUCGUCCAGGUCAUCAGGGUCACCCUGGAGUACCUGGACCACCGGCUGAAAGCUGCUGAGAACAAGUUUGCCAAGUUCCUCCUGAGCUGCCUCAAGUGCUGCUUCUGGUGCCUGGAAAAAUUCAUCAAGUUCCUCAACAGGAACGCCUACAUCAUGAUCGCCAUCUACGGCACCAACUUCUGCACCUCGGCCCGGAACGCGUUCUUCCUGCUGAUGAGGAACAUCAUCAGGGUGGCCGUGUUAGAUAAAGUCACGGAUUUCCUCUUCUUCCUCGGGAAGCUCCUCAUUGUGGGAAGCGUGGGAAUCCUCGCCUUCUUCUUCUUCACCCAGCGCAUAAAGCUGGUCCAGGACACGGCGCCGCCGCUGAAUUACUACUGGGUCCCGAUUCUGACGGUGAUCGUGGGCUCCUACCUCAUCGCCCACGGGUUCUUCAGCGUGUACGGCAUGUGCGUGGACACCCUCUUCCUCUGCUUCUUGGAAGACCUGGAGCGCAACGACGGCUCGGCGGAAAAACCUUAUUUCAUGUCCCAGAACCUGAGGAAGCUUCUCAAGAAGACCAACAAAGGCCAGCCCGAGGCUUAGCGCCGCCCGUCCCACGUGGAAUUCACCUCCAUGGACCUUGGACCACCCACUCCUCCCCCCCGGCAGCGCUGGGAGGGGGAGAUCGGUAAAAACGCAGAUUUUUCACGACUCGGCCUUAAAUCCUUGCGCUGGUGACGAUGACGAGCUUGUCGCCGCUAACGAGCCGCAGGGCCCCGUGAUAAAAACGGGAGAAAUCCCAAUUCCCGGGGUUCGGCGACUCCGGAGCGAGUUUAGGUGUGUUUGAUCCCAUUUUGAUCCCGUUUUGAUCCCAUUUUGAUCCCGGUGAAGCCUUUUGGGGUCGGCCUUUCCUCAUCGCCCGGGAUGUGGGCGCAGAGGUGACGGUCGAAGGAGCCGGGAGGCUCAGGCAGCUCCUCGUGGGGUGUUUUCCUUGUGACCCCCCCAAAAAUAUUUAAUUACGGUUGUUCAUUCGAGCCAGGACAGGCUGGGAUCGCUUCCCAUCCCUUGCUGCCCUUUUGACACCCCAGAGCCCCCGUUCUGGGCCCUAAUUAAUUAAUUCUUUUAGGAAUAAGCUAAUUAAUGCUCUCGUAGCCAUUGCAGGGAGCGAAGGUGAAGGAGAGGGGGGCCGUGAGCAGAAUUUGGCUCUGUCCGGUUCUGGCGCCGCUCGAGGACCUGCAGAUUCCACAGAUUCCUCCCCAAAAAUCUGCGCCUGCUCCCCCAAAGUUGUCGCUUUAGGGCACGGCCUCCCCCAGCUCCUUUCACCUGGGUGAGGGGUUUUGGGACCCCCGCCCCAGAGCGUGGGGAGGGGGCUUGGAUGGACCUUGGGGAGGGGUUUUGGUUUAAUUCCGGGUGAUUUUAGCAAAGCCAGUGGCAGCCGACACCUCGUGGCUCUUGCCAGGAGGGGAAAAAAGGGAGUUAUUUUUUGAGCUGAAAAGGGGUCAAUUAACUCUAAAAUAUAAUUAACUCAAGCUUAAAAUAUAACAGAAUUAACCCUCAGAGCUGGUGGAGCCACGGGAGCAGAGCCACCGUCAGCAAUUGGGAUUUUUUUUUGGGCUCAUUUGUUCAAAAAGGAUUUAAAGAAACGCUCUGAGGAUUUGGGGGAUGAGUCCCACCUCCCCCCCCCGUCAGGGCUCCAGGAAUUGGUGCUGAGGGAUCCCUUUGGCUGCUUUUUAUCCCAAUUCCUUUAUUUUGUAUCAUCCAGGGGGCAUUUCUAUGGAAUUAUCCAAUGCUUUGGGGGAGCUUUUGUAUAUUUUGCUUUUCCAGGAUGUUUUUUUUUGGUUAGGGUUAUUUGGAGCUUUUCCAGUGAAUUUUUGGGGGCAAGCUUUGGUUUCUCUGACGCCGCCGGGCAGAGCUUCCCGUGCUGGAAUCAAACACUGAAAUUUCCCUAAUUUAUUUUUAUUUUUUAAAAAUUCCCUAAAUUUUCCCUUUUCCCACCUCGUUUUUCAGCAGACAGAGGAGUGGAAGGGAAAAUUGAAGCCAAAAAAAAAAUGAAGGAAAAGGUAAAACUGGAAAGGUGAAGGGAAAGACAGAAAAGGUGGAAAAAAAGCUAAAAAAGUAACAGUAAAGCUCAACAGAAAAAUGUCAAAUGGAGCUAAAAAGAGGCAAAUCCUCCCUGUUUGGGAGAAGUGGGAAUAAUUCAGGGAAUAAUUACCUUUUUCCACUUACAGCCAUUCCAGCACCUCCAGUCUUGUGUCCUGCAGCUCCUGAUGCUGGUUCUGGAUUCAUUUCUUCCCCUCCCUGUGCAGGUUUCAGGGUGGUUUUGGUUUUAUUUCUGCUCAGAAUGUUCGUGUUGGGGGCGAAUUCCCUCUCGCUCCUCGAUUUUCAGCUGUUUUCCACCUAAAUCCUGACCCUUUGGGUGUGGGAAACAGCCGAGGAGUAGCGGGAACUGGGUUUAUUUGCUUAAAAAAGGCAAAAAACCGGCAGGAAUUGGGAAAUCUGGAAGGAAAAGUGGUGAGGGAGAGGAGAAAUUUGGGAAAAUGUGUUCCUGGGGAAGCCAGGCUGGCUCGGCUGCCUCCCAGCAACACAGGAUUUGAGGAGAAUUAAGGAUUUUUAUUCCCAAUAAGUGCCAAGUGGCUUUUUAGAGGUGAAAACUGAUGGUGAUGGGGAGAGGUGAGGGAAAUAUUCCUGUAAAUUUGGUUUUUUUGGAAAACCCAGAGCGAGGACAGCUGUCUAGGAGAAUUUGGUGUCUGGAACAGCUUCACCCCAAGACUGGUUUCCUUCUCUCAGGCAAAGCUCCAUGUUCAAGGCGUUAAAUUACAGAAUUUAGGAUUAACGGUGCUUUUUUCCCUGUCUAGAAACGUUGCUUCUGUCCCUACAAACCGGAUUGUUCUGUGUGCAAAGAAAACAACCCCAAAUCCUAAACAAAAUAAGUGCUAAAACCCGCAGGGGCUGAUGUUUUACACAGAAAUUCUCAUUUUUCACAUGUUUUUGAGGCAUUAACGGUGCUGUGAUGCUCCGGAGUCUCUGCGCGGUUCCGUCAGCGUUGCCACCAACAAUAAAAAAGUGCCUGUUUGGA
Molecule: messenger RNA, 4707 nt
Organism: Poecile atricapillus (Black-capped chickadee)
Lineage: Eukaryota; Metazoa; Chordata; Aves; Passeriformes; Paridae
Gene: SLC44A2
Product: solute carrier family 44 member 2
Exons: 22
Coding region: 108-2234 (708 amino acids)
Biological process (GO): choline transport; transmembrane transport
Cellular component (GO): membrane
Molecular function (GO): choline transmembrane transporter activity
Source: RefSeq, a predicted model, not a curated record